This is a messenger RNA of Tachysurus fulvidraco (yellow catfish), 2210 nucleotides long. RefSeq names its product arylsulfatase G (gene arsg). Bases 103 to 1779 code for a protein of 558 amino acids. Lineage: Eukaryota; Metazoa; Chordata; Actinopteri; Siluriformes; Bagridae. The record is from RefSeq and is a predicted model, not a curated record. The transcript has 12 exons. Gene Ontology annotation, molecular function: arylsulfatase activity.
AGAAAUCCAGCUCUCGACCCCCUCUCCCAUGAACUGGCAUUCAAAUCAUUGAUAGGCUUACCUGCUAAACUGCUGUGUAUGAUAUGCUGAGCUGGUAGCAAGAUGGUAGAAGCUGGAGCCUGUGUGCUGCUUUUAUUUUGUUCCCUGUUCUCAGGACUGGUGUAUUACAGAGAUUUUUUUUGGGAACAUGAAAACAAGGUCACGACGAAUGAAAAGCCAAAUUUCAUUAUUAUCCUGGCUGAUGAUAUCGGUUGGGGAGACAUCUUGACAAAUGAGUCUGACAAUACUACCCCCUGGUUGAAUAUGCUAAAGCUGGAAGGCAAAAGGUUUACAGAUUUCCACUCUCCUGCUUCUACAUGUUCCCCCUCACGUGCUGCAUUACUGACCGGGAGACAUGGCCUACGCAAUGGAGUCACUCACAAUUUUGCAAAGGGGUCUGUUGGAGGAUUGCCACUUAAUGAGACAACAUUUGCUCAGCUCCUACGUGAUGCAGGCUACUACACUGCCAUGAUUGUUCUGUCCUUAUUUCUGGUUAUAGGAAAAUGGCAUCUUGGACACAGUGGUUUCUACCAUCCAAUCUCCAGAGGAUUUGAAUAUUAUCUUGGUAUUCCAUAUAGUAAUGACAUGGGCUGCACUGACAAGCCUGGCUUUGAUCUGCCCAGCUGUUCCCCAUGUGAGCAAAGUAAACACAGUAGCAGGAAAGAUGGAGGAUGUGAUGCUAAAACAGCAUUACCGCUCUUUGAAAAUCAGACUAUAGUUGAACAGCCACUGGAUCUGUGGGCUCUCACAGAAAAAUAUGCUAAAGCAUCAGUCACACAGAUUUUGACUGCAAGGAAUAAGGGGAAGCCUUUCUUGCUCUAUGUGGCUUUGGCCCAUAUGCAUGUUCCUCUGUUCCAUAAUUGCUUCCUGAACGUGACUGCAAAAGAAGCUUAUUCAGCCAGUCUUAGUGAUAUGGACAGUUUGGUGGGACGUAUAAAACAAGCAAUUGACACCUUUCGUAUUGAGAACACACUUAUAUGGUUUACAGGUGAUAAUGGCCCAUGGGAACAGAAAUGUGAGUUUGCAGGGAGCACUGGGCCUUUUCAGGGGAAGUGGCAGACCAGCAGAGGUGGCGGUUCCGCCAAGAGGACCACCUGGGAAGGUGGCCAUCGAGUGCCCUCUGUAGUCGUUUGGCCAGGGAAGAUAUCACCCAACACCACCAGCAAUGCCCUGCUGAGUGGUAUGGAUAUCUUCCCCACAAUCCUCUCCUUGGCUGGUGUGGACCCUCCUUCAGACCGCCAUUAUGAUGGCAUUGAUGUAGUACACAUCCUGCUCAAUGAGUCUGAUACAGGACAUAAGAGUCUCAUGCACCCAAACAGCGGGGCAGCAGGGCAGUUUGGAGACCUGCAGACUGUCAGAGUGGGACAUUACAAAGCUUUUUACAUAACAGGUGGUGCGGAAGCCUGCAGAGGAGGAAGUGGAAAACAGGAACUUCAUGAUCCACCUUUGAUUUUUAACCUGGACACAGAUGAAGCAGAAGGGUCACCUCUGGACCCAGCCAGCGAAGAGUAUCAACUCAUCCUCAAGGAAGUAGAGAGAGAGCGUGAGGAGUUGCUGUGGGAUAUUGCCACAGACAAUGUAUCUACUGCAGAUUACACUGUAUCCCAGAGUGCAGUCCCUUGCUGUCAACCCCAGAACCCUGCUUGUCGAUGCCAUAGGAGGGAGAGAUCAGCACAAAGUCAUGCACGCUCGAAGGAGUCAAAUGCAAAUGGUUUCAAUGUUCCUAAAAGAAACAGCUAGUAAGACUAUAAGUGGACAACAUGGUGGUGUAGAGUUAGUGUUGCCUCCUCAAUGUUUCUCUGAUGUCUUCCCACUGUCCAAAACAUGUAAGUUUGUGGAUAGGUGGACACUAAUGUGCUACAUAGUGUGAAUGGCUAUAUUAAUGUGUGUGGUGUGAUAGACUGAUCUCCUAUCCCACGUGAAUUCUCCUAGUAUUCCCAGGAUAUGAUUUGGACUAUCCUCAAUGCAGUAAAUGACUAAAUGAUUGAACAGAAGACUGAAAGAUAAAUGUGUUAAUUUUCUUUUAUCAUGCUAGAUUACAAUAUAGUCAAAUCCUCAAUUAAAGUGUGUAUCAUGUUUUGACAUAGUAUGUAGUUCACACUUAUUUUCAUUUAAAAUGAUCAUUCUGUAUAUCUAAAACUUUAAUGAAAUAAAAUAUUGACUGACGUUAA